Messenger RNA from Diachasmimorpha longicaudata, 2077 nucleotides. RefSeq names its product juvenile hormone esterase-like. The record is from RefSeq and is a predicted model, not a curated record. The coding region runs from base 208 to 1923 and encodes 571 amino acids. NCBI's taxonomy places the organism in Eukaryota, Metazoa, Arthropoda, Insecta, Hymenoptera, Braconidae. The transcript has 9 exons.
AUAAUUGCAUUCGCUGGUUGAAGUAUUUAAUAUUUGAAUUGCCAUUCAGUUUCGCGAGAAAAUUCAAAAGUUGAUAUCUCAACUACAUCAGAGGGUUGAUACCAGGAAUUUUUUUAUCCCUCUGUGCAUUAACUUAUUUUUACCAACGUUACAAAAAUAAAAUAGAACCACUUUUAAUUUUUUAUGUGAGAAGGAAUUAUUUUUACAAUGGCAUUGUGCGAAAAAUACAUGGUCUUUAGUUUACUGUGGACUGUAGUUGUUUAUUUUUCAAACACGGUUGUAUGUGAAUUGACUGCAGUAGUUGAAACGGAUAGAGGACCUGUUGUAGGGGAAAUCCUGCAGACAGUGAUGAAUGGGGUCCCCUAUGGCUCGUUCAGGGGAAUUCCAUAUGCUCGACCACCGAUCAAUGAUCUUCGGUUUCAGCCUCCCGAAGAAGCUAAACCGUGGACCGAUGUCCUCCAGGCCACAGCAGACGGUAAUCAAUGCCCACAAAUGGAUUUCAUUGACGACAUCUUCAGCGGUAAUGAGGACUGUCUGUACCUGAAUGUCUACACUCCUAAGGUAAUCUUCAAUGGGACAUCGUCAGGCGAUUUACUACCUGUGAUGGUAUGGAUCCAUGGGGGAAAGUUCGCCACAGGAUAUGCUAAUGCAUCUUACUAUGGUCCUGACUUUAUCCUGGAAGAGGACGUCGUUAUGGUGGCCGCCAACUUUCGUCUGGAUAUAUUAGGUUUCCUGGCCCUGAAUAUCCCCGAAGCAUCUGAGAAUCUCCAGCUGAAGGAUCAAGUCUUAAUUCUCAAGUGGGUUCAACGGAAUAUCAAAAAAUUCGGAGGCGAUCCGAAGAGGGUGACGAUAUUCGGCUGGAGCUCUGGGGGUGUUGACGUCGAUCUCCACAUGAUUUCGGAGGCUUCGAGAGGAUUAUUCCACGGAGCCAUAGCAAUGAGUUCUUCUCCCUGGAGUGCCUGGACCUUCUCCACCCGAAAUCAAACUGAGACUCGUGCCUUCCGGCUUGGAGAAGUCCUAGGAAUUAAUACUCAGGAUAAAACUAUCCUCUAUCGUGAAUUGAUGAAAAAAACUGCCAAGGAUUUGGUGAUCGGAGGCGAAAAAUUAUUACCGAAUGUAAUACAUGCAGAUCGAAAAUUCAAGCCAACAAUUGAAGAUACUAGAGUGGCGGGUGCUUUCUUAACUGAAUGUCCUAUCAGGAAAUACAAAGCUGGAAGUUUUGCUCAAGUGCCCUACAUGACUGGUUACAUGCGGGAUGAAAUGCUGUCUUUCACCACCAGUACCCAAUAUUUACAUUGGUACAUCGAACUUGCUCUCACGCAGUUCGUGGGUCGCCAACAUCCGGUGCAAGAGAAACUAAUGCGUCUCCAUAAUGAACUAUCAAAGUCCCUGCAAAUGCACAUAUCAGAAUUGCCCGCUGAAUUGGUAAUGGAAGCAAUAAACAGUAUCACGAAUACUCUCUACAGACCUGUGAUCGACCAAAAAGUCACGUUGGUGGCUGAAUUGUCUUCAGCCCCUGCGUAUUAUUAUCAAAAUUCAUACGAUCCUGGGGAAUAUUCGUACCAUCGACUGCAAGCGCACAUUAUUCCAACGUUAACUGGCGCUGGGCAUGGGGAUGACUUGUUCACAAUUUUUCACAUAUCCAUAUUCGAUCUACCCCUGGACGCAGACCAUCCCUUCUCAAGAGCGAGGAAACGAAUCGUCCGGAUGUUCACGAACUUCGCAAAAUACGGAAAUCCCACCCCGAAGGGAACAUCAGAUCCGGUUCUGAAUAUCACGUGGCCAAGGGCUGCAGGAAAAUAUAUCGAGAUCAAUGACCAGUUGACAGUUGGCGAUAGUCCGCUCAACGAAGAUGCCAAGUCAAUUCAGAGUGAUUUAUCUGGUUCGGCGUGGGAUGAGUUCAAUGGUUGCGAUCGAUACUAGCCGGCAUGGAAAAUAGCAGAUUGACGAAGCAGUUAUAUAAAAAAAAUACUACCUUUUACAUCCCUUUGGAUUUCAGUGAGAUUUUACAUAUACUGCACCUUUACAGCAUACUGUAUUUGUGGGGCGUACAAAUAUAAUAUACCAAAAUGAAUGA